This is a messenger RNA of Vicia faba (fava bean), 393 nucleotides long. NCBI's taxonomy places the organism in Eukaryota, Viridiplantae, Streptophyta, Magnoliopsida, Fabales, Fabaceae. The record is from the annotation of a GenBank genome assembly.
AUGGAGGAGUGGUGUAUCGGAGGUGACUUCAAUACAAUGUUGUAUAAGGAAAAGAGGUUAGUGAAAGGUAACAGUGGAACCAACAGGGACAUCAUAGAGUUUAUGCAUUUUGUGGAGGAUAUGAAGCUUAUUGAUCUCCCUUGUGUGAGAGGGAGAUUCACGUGGUUCAGCGGCAACAGAACUGUUAUGCACAAGCUUGAUAGAUUUCUCUUGUCUUAUAAAUUGGUGGAUGAUUGGAAGGUUUCAGUGCAAAGGGUGUGGAGAAGAGAAUUGGCAGAUCAUUGUCCAGUUUGGUUGGAGAUUGGUGGUAAAGAUUGGGGGCCAAAACCCUUCAGGUUCAACAAUUGUUGGCUUAGUCAUGGGGCUUUUGGCAUAUUCAUUGAAAGGGAAUGA